AUGAUAGCAGACUUGGAUUCCUAUGCGCUGUGGAUGCCGUGGUGCACUGCUGGAAGCGUUCAGCAGAGAAUUGCUCCACCGGCGACGGGACCGAAUGAGGCACAGUUCAAGGAAGUUUGCUAUGGAAAUGUCACCUUCGGCUUUGAGACGGGCUCCUUCCUCGGGACUCUGGGAGACACGGUGGGCUACGAAGUGACAAUCUGCCAUCCGCAGCUGUCAGAUGGCCGCAAAACUGCUCGAGUUUGCGCCGAUGCCAAGCAAGGCUUCGCUUAUGGAAAGCGUUUGGCCUACGACUGGCGCUUCUGGGAGGUGGGGCCGUCGAAGACGAAAGUAGAACUGGACAUGCUUUUCCAGGCGCAGAGCGUCCUGUACAUGCCAGUUUGGGACAGCAUGCAGCACAUGGUCAUCAACAACAUGCUGAGUGCAUUUAAAGCUCAUGCAGAGAAGAUCUACGCCGAAAGGCGUGACAAGUCGACAGUGCCCGAACAGCUGGAGAAACGGUUCAGAUUGACAAGGCCUUGCACCAUCUGA
Molecule: messenger RNA, 531 nt
Organism: Symbiodinium necroappetens
Lineage: Eukaryota; Dinophyceae; Suessiales; Symbiodiniaceae
Source: the annotation of a GenBank genome assembly